Macadamia integrifolia is the source of this 1359-nucleotide messenger RNA. RefSeq names its product phosphoinositide phosphatase SAC2-like. Gene Ontology annotation, molecular function: phosphatidylinositol-3,5-bisphosphate 5-phosphatase activity. The transcript has 8 exons. The record is from RefSeq and is a predicted model, not a curated record. The coding region runs from base 1 to 1320 and encodes 439 amino acids. Gene Ontology annotation, biological process: phosphatidylinositol dephosphorylation. Lineage: Eukaryota; Viridiplantae; Streptophyta; Magnoliopsida; Proteales; Proteaceae. Gene Ontology annotation, cellular component: intracellular membrane-bounded organelle.
AUGUCUGUAUAUUAUAAAUUUCAACUUAUCUGUUCAUCUUCCCUUGUGAUUUUCAAACAAUUUAUACAUUCUGUUUUGAACUUUUUUCGUACACAGAACUUUUAUAUGGUAGGUAGAGACAAGAGUAGAACCUUUUGGAGAGUAUUAAAGAUAGAUAGAUUAGAGCCUUCUGAGCUGAAUAUUCUUGAGGAUUCUACCACAUACUCAGAAGGUGAAUGUUACGAUUUGUUGAAGCGGAUACAUGAAGGGAACAUGUCCACGGGUGGACUUAAGUUUGUCACCACUUGUUAUGGAAUCGUUGGGUUCAUUAAAUUUUUGGGGCCGUACUACAUGCUGCUUAUUACGAAAAGAAGGCAGAUUGGUGCAAUUUGUGGCCAUACAGUAUAUGCAGUCACCAAGAGCGAGAUGAUUCCACUGCCAAAUCCUACUGUGCGGUCAAAAAUGGCUAAUUUUAAGAAUGAGAACAGAUACAAGAAGCUCCUGUGCACAGUGGAUCUUACAAAGGACUUCUUUUUCAGCUACUCAUACCAUGUUAUGCGUAGUCUUCAAAAGAACUUAUGUGAUAAUCAGACAGGACAAGUCCUUUAUGAAACAAUGUUUGUCUGGAAUGAAUACUUGACCAGAGGAAUACGAAAUCACCUCAAGAAUACUCUAUGGACAGUUGCUUUGGUCUAUGGAUUUUUUAAACAGGCUAAACUUUCAAUUUCUGGGAGGGAAUUUAAAUUCACUCUCAUUGCUAGGCGCUCACGUCAUUUUGCUGGCACCAGGUAUCUCAAACGAGGUGUAAAUGAGAUGGGUAGAGUGGCUAAUGAUGUUGAGACAGAGCAGAUUGUCUUUGAAGAUGUUCCUGAAGGAUGCCCGACACAAAUAAGUUCUGUUGUGCAGAACCGGGGCUCGAUUCCCCUAUUCUGGUCCCAAGAAACUUCACGCUUGAAUUUAAAACCUGAUAUUAUAUUGUCUAAGAAGGAUCAAAAUUAUGAAGCUACUAGACUACAUUUUGAGAAUCUUGUCAAGAGAUAUGGAAACCCAAUAAUCAUUUUGAAUUUAAUUAAGACAAUAGAGAAGAAGCCCCGAGAAUCCAUACUUCGUGCUGAGUUUGCAAAUGCAAUUGAAUUUAUUAAUAAAGAUCUAUCAGAGGACAACCGCUUAAAAUUUCUCCAUUGGGAUCUCCACAAACAUUCUAGGAACAAAGCUGCAAAUGUUUUGGAACUACUUGGCAGAGUGGCUGUAUAUGCGUUGACCUUAACAGGUUUCUUAUAUUGUCAAGUAACACCAUCUUUGAGACCUGAGGGGUCUUUGAAGUUGGCCCACUUUGAGUGAGUGUUACUUUAAAAGUGCAUUGGCUAUUUGUAUUCCUAA